GCAUGGCGGGGUUGCCGGAAGAAGUGGCGAAGUUACUUUUGAGGGGACUCUGGUGGCGGCGGCGUGUCAGGGGCUACGGCCCCGGAGGAAGAGGAGCCGACUCGCGCAUCCCCCGGCUGUUUCCAGGGCAACGGGAGGAGACCCCCCACGCGAGAGGCCGCCCACAAGCCCCCGCGCGCAGCCAUGAGCCCCGCCCCCCACUGGUGCUCGGAGAGGGGCGGGACCUGGAGCGAGGCUGCUCCGUGACCCCACCAUGUCCUCCCCCACCACGACCUCCUUGGACACUGCCCUGCCUGGAGAUGGCCCCGCGCAGCCCAGCACCUCCUCCCCCUCGCCCGCCGUGAAGGAAGAGGGCCCCGAGCCCUGGCCCGAGGCCGCGGACCCUGCUGGCCCAGGCAGCGAUGAGGCCGGCUCGGCCUGCGUCGUGGUGGCCGUGGAGCCGGAGGAGGAGCCGGAGCGCAAGCGGAAGAAGGGCCCGGCGCCGAAGAUGCUGGGCCACGAGCUCUGCCGCGUGUGCGGGGACAAGGCCUCGGGCUUCCACUACAACGUGCUCAGCUGCGAGGGCUGCAAGGGCUUCUUCCGGCGCAGCGUGGUCCACGGCGGGGCUGGCCGCUACGCCUGCCGCGGCGGCGGCGCGUGCCAGAUGGACGCCUUCAUGCGGCGCAAGUGCCAGCUGUGCCGGCUGCGCAAAUGCAAGGAGGCCGGCAUGCGGGAGCAGUGCGUCCUCUCUGAGGAGCAGAUCCGGAAGAAGAAGAUUCGGAAGCAGCAGCAGCAGCCGGCGCCUGGGGAGCCCGGGGGCAGCAGCGGCUCAGCCGCCGCGCCGGGGGCGUCCCCCGGGGGUGCGGAAGCCAGCGGCCAGGGCCCCGGCGAAGGCGAGGGCGUCCAGCUCACGGCGGCCCAGGAGCUGAUGAUCCAGCAGUUGGUGGCAGCCCAGCUGCAGUGCAACAAGCGCUCCUUCUCUGACCAGCCCAAAGUCACGCCCUGGCCCCUGGGCGCGGACCCCCAGUCCCGAGACGCCCGGCAGCAGCGCUUCGCCCACUUCACGGAGCUGGCCAUCAUCUCGGUGCAGGAGAUCGUGGACUUCGCCAAGCAGGUGCCCGGCUUCCUGCAGCUGGGCCGCGAGGACCAGAUCGCGCUCCUGAAGGCGUCCACCAUCGAGAUCAUGCUGCUGGAGACGGCCCGGCGCUACAACCACGAGACGGAGUGCAUCACCUUCCUGAAGGACUUCACCUACAGCAAGGACGACUUCCACCGGGCAGGCCUGCAGGUGGAGUUCAUCAACCCCAUCUUUGAGUUCUCGCGGGCCAUGCGGCGCCUGGGGCUGGACGACGCCGAGUACGCCCUGCUCAUCGCCAUCAACAUCUUCUCGGCCGACCGGCCCAACGUGCAGGAGCCGGGCCGCGUGGAGGCGCUGCAGCAGCCCUACGUGGAGGCCCUGCUCUCCUACACGCGCAUCAAGAGGCCGCAAGACCAGCUCCGCUUCCCACGCAUGCUGAUGAAGCUGGUGAGCCUGCGCACGCUGAGCUCCGUGCACUCGGAGCAGGUCUUCGCCCUGCGACUCCAGGACAAGAAGCUGCCGCCCCUGCUGUCCGAGAUCUGGGAUGUGCACGAGUGACGCCGGCGCACCCCGCCCCGCCGCCGCGCCCCGCCGCCGCCCCUGCCUUCCUUCUCUGGGUGGGAGGGGCCUGGCUGGGCCCCUGGGCCCACCUGGCGGCCUGGAGCAAGGCCCAGGCCCCUGCAGCCCUCGGACGAGCCCCAGCGAGUCUUCCAGGAGGGCGGGCGGGUCUCAGGCCUCCAGCUCUGGCCCUGCCAGCCGCCCUCCCCGCCCGGCUUACCCUCACCACCACUGCGCAGUGCACCUUGAACAGAGGGGGCGGGCCCGCGGCCCCCCGCAGCCUGACCGCCACGGCCCCUCCUCCUCUGAGCCUUUUAUUUAAUAAAAACUAAAAUCAGCAAAAACAGGGAAACGUAGA
Messenger RNA from Lepus europaeus (European hare), 1973 nucleotides. RefSeq names its product nuclear receptor subfamily 1 group H member 2 (gene NR1H2). NCBI's taxonomy places the organism in Eukaryota, Metazoa, Chordata, Mammalia, Lagomorpha, Leporidae. Gene Ontology annotation, molecular function: zinc ion binding; RNA polymerase II cis-regulatory region sequence-specific DNA binding; nuclear receptor activity. The transcript is spliced from 10 exons. Gene Ontology annotation, biological process: lipid metabolic process; cell differentiation; positive regulation of transcription by RNA polymerase II. Bases 254 to 1615 code for a protein of 453 amino acids. The record is from RefSeq and is a predicted model, not a curated record.